Bradysia coprophila is the source of this 7522-nucleotide messenger RNA. It is a transcript of the gene Kdm3, whose product is annotated as Lysine demethylase 3. NCBI's taxonomy places the organism in Eukaryota, Metazoa, Arthropoda, Insecta, Diptera, Sciaridae. Gene Ontology annotation, biological process: regulation of transcription by RNA polymerase II. The record is from RefSeq and is a predicted model, not a curated record. Gene Ontology annotation, molecular function: transcription coregulator activity; chromatin DNA binding; histone H3K9 demethylase activity. Gene Ontology annotation, cellular component: histone deacetylase complex; chromatin.
UUUGAACAGUACGAUUCGUAAUUUAUAAAGACAUAGUGGGUCGAUAAUCGUCAAUCAACAAUAUACUUUUUUUUGUAUGGUGUAGUAGUUAUACAAGUUGUAUUCGUGAAACAUAAAAAAAAGUGUAAGGAGAGAAGAAAGGAAUAUUUCAAUGAAAAGUCGAAUGAAUUGUGUUUUCUAUUGCGUUUUUGGUUCUGUUCUAUUGUGAGGCGCUUAAACGGCAACAGAAACAUAAAAAGUGUUUUAUAUCAUUUGAGAAUAUAUAUUGUUUUUCCUCGAUUUCGGUCUGGGUGUUCAGGAUGAGUCACUGAACUAGUUCACUCCGCAGAAUUAAAUGAGUUAAAGGAGGAGAGCAAAAAAAAUCGUUAGCAAUUUAAACGACGUAAAGAAGUGAAUUGAAUGGAAUUAUAAGAAGCAAAAUAUCAUAACAUCAGACCCACUGUGUUUGAGACACACAGAGCUAAUUAUAUACGAAAAAGAGCGGCCAUCAGCAUCAUACCUAUGCCUAAAUAAUUGCGUGAAUAUUUUAAUGUAUAAAUAGUUUAUUUAUGAAUGCAUUUGUAGUGGUAUGAAUAUGCAUAUUUUUGAGAAAGUGAUUUAUUGGUAAUUUAAUUUUACCGUUAUUCAAUUCAGAGUGUAAGGUUUAUUAUUGAAAAAAAUAUAUAAAUAUAUUAAAGCAUUGAUGUGUUAUGUAUUCAUGCAUAUAUUAUCUUCGUGCAGUUUUUUUUAUAUUCGUCUUCUUUGUUUAAUACAUUAAAAUGAAAUCAUUUGAUUAAAAAAAGGCAAGAAGAAAAAGGUGAUCAUUUGUGUGAAUAAAAUUUAAGGAGAAAAAACUCUGAAAUCGCAAUCGAUUUAUGGACUAUUUUUUUAGUGGAUUAUUAACGUUACUCAGUUUUUUUUUCUUGGAAUAAAAUUCGGACACUUAAUUGGUCGAAUCACAAUUAAAAAUUUAGAUAACAUCUCACAAAACGGAUAUGGCUGCGCCAAAUCUACUGAGUUGGGGCAUAGAAUGAAAUAUUUUAAUUCACAUUCAGCCUGGGACAGGAGGGAGAUUGAAUUCCGCGAAAUGGAAAGGCACAAAGAGAUGGAUCGCGACAGGAUCGAACGCGAACGACAGCAGGAACGCGAACGACUGGAUAAGCAAUGUAACGCUGAACAGGCUGUGACAAAGCAUUUUGAAGAAUCUCUACGUCGCGCUAAGGAAAAGCAAAUGCGUUCAGCUUGGCCAUUGAAUACUCUUCCGCCACAACAUACAGCCCAGCAUAUAAACCAACAUGGUAUAUUAGCGCACGUGGUCUCUCCGUCGGUUGGAAUGGCCCAAUCUCAAACCAACACAAACAGCCCUGCACAACAGCUGCAAGACGACCGGCGCAGAGCGGAACAUGAUCGAAUGAUGGCUGUAGAAAGAGAACAGCAGGAGCAACAGAGAUAUUAUGUGUCACAAGGAAUUCAGCGUUCGGUGAAAAGCAACGCCACUGACUAUCAAUCGAAUCAACAUCGUGGAAUGCCUGUAGUGCCACCGAAAUCAUCAGAAAAAAGCCAACCAGUAAAGCCUGAUCCAAGUGUAGUUGCUUAUCCCUUAUAUGGAUAUAAUUACCAGCAACAAUACCACAAGGAUAUGAAGGCAAAAACUGAACUCCCAAUUCCGCCUCCACUUAAGUCGGACGUCAAGCAGUCAUCAUCUGGUGUUAUAGUCAAACAUGACACCCAUCGACAGUCGCCAAUGCAGUCAGUUCAUCCUUCUAAAGGUCUACACAAUUCACAUCAAAGUCACUAUAAAACAGUUCCUGGUGGUUCAGUUCAACCAUCGCAUCUCAUGUACGAUUAUAGAAUGCAACCUACGAUUCCUACACCAAAUCCGAUAUACAUUCAGCAAGCACAGCAGCAAGUGGCUGAACAGCAGCAGCAGCAACAACAACAGGUUCAGCAAAUUAUUCAACAACAACAACAGCAGCAGCAACAGCUCCAUCAUCAACAACAACAGCAGCAGCAGCAGCAGCAGCAGCAACAACAACAACAACAACGAAAUUUAGAACAACAAAUGCCCCAUUAUGGAACGUCUCAAAGUAAGCCAAAAGUUUCAUCUCCGGCUCCAACUCACAUUUAUGGUAAGCCUAGUGGUGCGGGCAUUGUUAGCGGCAUUCCGUUGUGUCGUCCAAAUCCAGUCGAACCACCGGUGCACGUUGUUACAAAAUCGGCUUCACCGUCAACAUUUCCUCCGCACGUUUAUGUUCCACCACCAGUUGGUCCACCUCCGCCAGCGCAUUCAUCACGUUCCAUGUACGAUGCUGCUCGCAUGUAUCCAGCGCCAGCUGUCAAACAAACAAUGUCACAUCCAAUGCACGGAACGUCACCUCCAACGGCAACCGCUGCACCUUUACCGAUGUCUCGAUCUCCGGGAAUUAUUAUGUUAGCACCACAACAGAUGCCAAUGUCAAUGUCUUUCCAAACGCAACCACUAGAUUUAGGUGUAUCGGAUCGAAAUCGUGACGACAAUAUUAGUCCUAAACGUAAAGGUACACCAAUGCAUCACCCAGCUGGCAGUCCUAUUGCAUUGGACAUUAAGAAGAAGCGAGUUGAUUCGCCAAUUCAGCAACAAUCAUUGCCAUUAGCACUUAACGUACCAGUCCAUCAACCAAAUCAGCCACAGACGUCUUCACCAAUGUUGGGUGGAACAACAGUUCCUGUAUCGGAGCCACCCACAUCAAUAACACCAAAACCAGCGUCUGAAGCGUCAGGAUCGGAUGUUCCACCGUCACAAAGUCCUAAUAGUAUUUUCAGCGGAAGUUCACAAUCUCUACGAACGAAUUCGGCGGAUGGUGGUGUUCGACCAUGUUCCAGUGCAAAUUCUAGUCCCUCACCAAGUCCUGGAUCUGCACAGAGUGCACCAGCGACUCCUGCUAAACAAUUCCUCAGUGAACAGCCAGAAAAAUCGUCUAGUCCAGCCUUAGGCACUGCACCACGUCAUCUAAAGAAAGCCUGGCUACAAAGGCAUACUGGUGAAGAUUCCGAAGACACAACAGGCAUUACAGCAAGUGGAAGUUGUGUAAAAUUGUCCAUCCCAUUAUCCCCGACGCCAACGACUGAAUCAUCGACAUCCUCUUCAACAACAGCAUCGAAUAGUGCAACAGCUUCCCCACCAUUGGCGCACACUUUUACUAGCAUUGGAACAAUGGCUGUGAAUAGCAUCAGCGCGUCACACAUAACUGCCAAAGCAUCAGCGCCACCGAUUAAGACUCAACCGCCGAUAAAGAAAACGGCAGUCACUAGCAAUGGCAACAAUUCAGAUUCGGAAAACCGACUUGAUGAUAGUUCAAGUGAUGAUCAGGAUCGCAGCAAGGCACCGAAACGAAAAAUUUCAAAGGGCGUAAAGCGACGCAAAGCGAGUGUUCGAAAACCUCUAGAAGAUAAAAAGAAAAAGCCGCCUGUGAGUGACAGCGAAAAAGAUAGUGAUAGUGAGAAAGACACGACAAUGUCGGAAAAAGACAGCGAUAGUGGUACGAGUACGUCACAAGGAAAGAAGCCAACGAAUGGAAGCGGUGCAUCAAAUUCGGGAAAGGACAGGGACUCAGCCCGAAAACGUGGUAGACGACCAAAAGCAUUUAAAGACGAACCAAGAAAAAAGCGAGGCAAUCCCGCUAAAGAUCCAUUUCGUAAGCCACCGGUGGCACAACUGAAAAAAACUGGUGAAUCUUGGUUACAGGACGGUCCCUGCUUUGAAGUUGCACCCAAAUUAGGAAAGUGCAGAGAAUGCCGUUGGACACCAAAUCAACGUUCCAAGAAUACACCAAAUAUUUUCUGUCGAUUUUAUGCAUUUAGACGUCUCAGGUACACCAAAAACGGGUUGAUAGCAACCGCUGGAUUCUCAGAUCCAAACAAGGAUCCAUUGGAAGAUGAUCUCAAAUUGUGGAUGCCCGAUGAUGAAAACCCUGCAAAAGAUUUGGACUUACGUAUGUCUCGGUACUUACUAGCACAGGUUGGCGAUCAAUUCUGUGAUUUGUACCAACAAGAAAAAGACGCAAUGAGCCAUCAUAUGGCGGACGAUAAAGUAAUUGCCUGGAAGCGAGUUGUUCAAGGUGUGCGAGAAAUGUGCGAUGUGUGCGAGACAACUUUGUUCAAUUAUCACUGGGCGUGUGGUAAAUGUGGAUUUGUUGUUUGUCUGGAUUGUUACAAGGGCCGUAAAAUCGGUGACAUGAAGAAAUGGGGAGACAAUAAGAACAACGAUCGUGACGAAUAUUCCUGGCUGCAUUGUACCAACCGCGCUCCUCACGAACAAGAACGACUAAUGUUGACGCAAAUAGUUGCUGGUGAAUCGUUGUAUUCUCUCGGGCGUAAAGUGCACGAAGCAAGGGCAUUAUGGGGAAUUCCGCAAUUUUGUGACUGUCCAAUGAGCAAAGAACAGCCGUCGAAGGCAACGAACGGCGCCUGCAAGGAAUUGAUUCAGAGUCUUAUACGUGGAGAGCCAGUACGAGAAUCCAGCGAGAAUGGAGUGAAAGACGAACCGAUGUCCAAUGGAGUUAAAGUGGAGAAAGACGACGACAAAUCUGCUUUGUCAUGGCUAGCCGAUGUGGCACUGUCCGAAGGAAAAAAGAAUGGCGGAAAGGAUGAAACAUCGAAGAACAAUGGAGAAAAUGAUGAUGACGACGACAAUAGAUCGACAUUACGUGAAUUGUUGAUCAGACCAUCAAGUGGCAACACGAAACCGAAUGGAAGUCGAACCAAUUCUCCAGUGACAGUUGUGAAGCCUCCGAAAAAGAAUGCUGCAGAAGUUGUGGCACAAUUAUCCUCUCCAGCAAAGCCAACAUGGCAAUCCGACGAAGAGGAAAUCCAAAAUAUUGGCCGAAAGUUUUCCUACGUAAACGGUCGGAAGUCUGUACGAUUCAUGCCGUCACGAGUAAUGUUGAUGGCGCAAUCGAAGGCACUUUAUCCCGGUGUGCCUCACACGUGGUUGUGUGAUGGAAAGCUCUUGCGUUUACUGGAUCCAAUGAAUCCUGGAAACUACAAAAUUUUCACCGAACAAUGGAAACGUGGACAGCCAGUGAUUGUGUCAGACGUACUGAAGAAUCUUGACAAAGACUUGUGGCGGCCGGAAGCGUUUUCCCGUGAUUUCGGUGAAGAUAAAAAUGAUCUCAUCAACUGCUUGAAUGGUAACAUCGUACCCAAUCAGCCAAUGAAACGAUUCUGGGAUGGUUUCGACAAUGUGAACAAACGGUUGAAAGAUGAGAAAGGUCAACCAAUGUUAUUAAAACUGAAAGACUGGCCGCCCGGUGAAGAUUUCGCCGAAAUCUUACCGACAAGAUUCGUCGAUUUGAUGCGUAAUCUCCCGCUGGCAAACUAUACACAACGAAGUGGACGAAUGAAUUUAGCCAGCCGUCUGCCUGAUUGUUUUGUGAAGCCCGAUUUGGGACCAAAAAUGUACAACGCGUAUGGGUCCGCCUUGCAUCCAGCCAAUGGCACUACAAAUCUUCAUUUGGACAUUUCGGAUGCGGUCAACGUAAUGGUGUAUGUUGGAAUACCACAGGAUGGACAUACAGACGAUGCACACGUGAAAGAAGCAUAUCGAGCCAUCGAUGAGGCUGGUUGUGACAUAUUGACACGUCGACGUGUUCGCGAAAAACAAGAACUACCUGGUGCCUUGUGGCACAUUUAUGCACCUCGUGAUGCGGACAAAAUUCGUGAUCUGUUGAACAAAGUGGCCAUUGAGCGUGGUGACAAACUGAUACCGAAACACGAUCCCAUCCACGACCAGAGUUGGUAUUUGGAUGGUCCGCUCCGGGAACGUUUGUAUCGCGACUAUGCAGUUGAAGGCUAUCCAAUUGCACAGUGUUUGGGCGAUGCCGUAUUUAUACCAGCUGGUGCACCGCAUCAGGUAAGAAACUUGCACAAUUGCAUUAAGGUGGCCGAAGACUUUGUAUCGCCGGAAAACAUAACACAAUGUUUCAAUUUGACACAAGAAUUCCGUGAAUUGUCCGAUACGCAUUCCAACCAUGAAGAUAAGCUACAAAUUAAGAAUAUUAUUUAUCAUACGGUCAAAGAUGCUGUUGCAUGUUUGUCACAUCUGUUAGGCCAACGUGUCGGCGAAAGUCAGGGCAUUGAAAGUAGUGUCGAUGCACAGAAGGAAGUCAAAGACGAAAAGAUGGAAAGCGAUUGAAUUGGUCGACGGUUAAAUUUCCGUUUUCGGUAAAGUUUAAUUUGAAAUAAUCUACUGGGCUCACAUUGCCAGAAAGACAAAUUGCAGUACAGACUUUCCAGAUGGACGCUUUACAAUACAGACGGAGAUAGAAAUAUCUGACAUUACCAACCAUUGCAUUGACAGGACGUUUAUAUUAAUUGCAUUUCUUUCAAUAUAUUUUCACGUGUCCUCUUUUCGUCAAUUAUUUUGUUAUCGUUUUUUUUUUCAUCGGAAGAUUAAUGAAAGUGUUACAGAUAGCCUGAAAUAAAAUACUGAAUGAAUUCUUUGAGUUUUUGAAAAUAUAUUCGUCGGCAGAUCAUUGCACUUUGUUCUUUGGAUGGAUGCCAGUGGGUAUUCGUGUUCACUUUUGUUUUGUUUUCAAUUAAUAUUUUUUUCACCUAAACGACGAACAUACAUUUGGAAAGUCAAUACAAGUUUCGUGUCCGAGUCUGCCAAACCAUUUCGAUACCUUUUGACUUAUCAUAAAUGAUAUUUCCGUGUACAUAAAGUAACUGUAAGUGAGAAGAAAAGAAAAGAAAAGAAAAAUAUUUUAAAAAAAAUCAUAAAAAGCUUUGUGAUAUAUUUGUGUCCAUUUAGAGUAUACAAAAUAAAAAUCUAGAAAUUUAGGUGAGACCAGAAAAAUUCAAGAAAAAUGUUUUUUCGUCGCAAAACAAAAAUUUGUAAAUAAAACCGUUGAAUGUUGAAGAUGGUGGUAUCAUAUUGUGUAAAUAAGUAUAAAUAAAAUGAAAAUUUAGUUAAUAGAACAAUGUCUAAAAUUGACCUAACAGUACUGUGUAUUAAAAUGAAAAAAAUCCUUUUUCUCUGAAUCGUGCUCUACAAAUGAAAUUUAAAAAUUAAAAAUUAAUUAAAGAAACGCCAAAAUUCAAUUCAACGUCUAGGCCGCCCACAAGCAACACUUUCAUUUCUACAAUAUUUUCUCCCAAUGCUGAUGUUUUCUGUAAUCUGCAAAAGACUUGAAGUUAUCGGGGAAAUAAGUGCGAUCCUUCGCAACCUUUAACUUGAAUACCUUUAAAAAUGUCAUACGACUUCAUGAGGUAUUUCUCCAUUUUUAAAUAGAACCUAGCCCCCACCUCCACACUCUAACAGAGUGACUCUAUACAUAGUCUAUGUAUAGUGUAACCAUGGUGGAAAAAGUGUUAAGACUCUGGCUCGAUGACUAAUUUUGUUUGCUACUAGCAAUAAUUGUAAGUGAUGGGCGUCAUUAACUAGUUCAUUGUCACACAGUUAAUUACUACAUUAAAUUAUCGUAGAUCGCGUGGCGCUCCUAUGCGAAGAGGCACUAUUUAUGAAUAUAUGAACACACAUAAGAAACGUAAAUGAUUUUGCACA